AUGGCCCGCAGUCCCAACGUGUCCCGCGGGGACCUGGGAGCUCACCAUGGGUGCAUAUCGAGAUUGGAGAAGGCGGCGGAGGCGGAGUUGGCGUUCGCGCGGGACAGGUUGGCGCGCGCGCCGCCAGCCAAGGACGCGCGGCGCGCGGAGCUGGAGGGGGAGGUGAAGGCGCGGGAGGCCACGCUGCAAGAGCUGCUCGCGUCGUUCGAGGUGAGACGCGCAAGAGGCCGGCGAGAGGCGAGAGGUCUCGCCUGUCCCUUUUCUCCCCUCCUCCCUCACUCGCUCACCCUCAAUCGUGUCGUGAGAGCGGUACUCACCUCGCCGCAUCACCACGCCACCAUGCCCCGUGCCGAUGUGUUCCUCAUUGCGCUCCCCGCCUCUCCCCUCCCGCCCAAACCCCCCCCUCCGCCCCCCACCCCUCUGUCCCCUUUUCCUUUGUCUCCUCGCGCUCCGCCGAACCCCCCUCCCCCUGUCCCCGCGCAGAAGAUGGCGAUGGAGAAGCAAUCAGCCGGAGGGGGAGGGGGGGCCAGGCGCGGAGCGGAGUGGGGAGGGGCGGGGGCAGUAGCAAGGGGAGGGGGCCAUGCGCAUGCUGCCACUAAGUCAUACGGGGGGGGCUUUGGGGGGAGGCGGGAGAGGGAGGCGCAUGGGGGGGAGCAUGGGGGCGCGGGCAGCUACGGGGAUGCGUGGGGGGGGGAGGAGGAGGGCGGAGAGGUGGCGGCGGCGGUGGAGGCGCGUUUUACAACUGUGGCGAGGUGGGGCACUUCUCCCGGGAGUGCCCCAACGCCUCCGCUGGCACAGGGCCGCACUCAGGGGGGUACGGCAGCAGGGGGGGCGGAGGGGGGCGCGGGGGCAGGGGAGGCGGGUGCUACAACCGCGGGGAGGAGGGGCACUUCGCACGCGAGUGCCCCCAAGGCUCCUCGUACGGCCGAUCCUCCAGCUUCGGCGGCGGGUACGGCGGAGGCGGGGGCGGGUACGGCAGGAGCAGCAGCGGCGAUGGGUAUGGUGGGGGUGGUGGGGGGUAUGGUGGCGAUGGCGGUGGGUAUGGGGCCGGAGGGGGGAGCUAUGGGGGAGGGUAUGGGGGGGAUGAGGUGGGAGGGGGAUCGCGGGGGUAUGAUGACAAGACAGGAGGGUGGAGACGGGGCUAUGGCAGUGGCUGGGGGGACCAUUGAGAGGCGAUUUGGUGUGUCUUGGUAA
Closterium sp. Naga37s-1 is the source of this 1194-nucleotide messenger RNA. The record is from the annotation of a GenBank genome assembly. Lineage: Eukaryota; Viridiplantae; Streptophyta; Zygnematophyceae; Desmidiales; Closteriaceae.